CCUAAGUUGCUUCCCUUCUCCAUCCAGUGUGGCCAGUGCAGACCUCCGAAGUGUCAACCUGGUGACACUAGAUCCGUCACCUUAGGCCUCACCUCUCUUUCCCCUGCUCCAGACCCUCAGGUCCUGGCCUGCCCCGAGCUCGGCAGACCUGCGGGGCCCCCAGCGAGGAGAUGCUGGCAGAGCUGGAGUUCUGUCUUCUGGUGGCAGUGACACUGCUGAGCCCAGCCCCCAGGGCCCAAGCCAUGGAAGGUGUCAAAUGUGGGGGUGUGCUCUCAGCACCUUCUGGAAACUUCUCCAGCCCCAACUUCCCCAGGCUCUACCCCUACAACACGGAGUGCAUCUGGCUGAUUGUGGUAGCUGAGGGCUCCUCCGUGCUGCUCACCUUCCACACCUUCGACCUGGAGUACCAUGACACCUGUAGCUUCGACUUCCUGGAGAUCUACAACGGGGCCUCCGGGGACCAGGGCAACCUGCUGGGGAGAUUCUGCGGCCAGGUGCCCCCACCGCCCUUCGCCUCCUCCUGGAACGUCAUGUCUGUGGUCUUCCACUCAGACAAGCACGUGGCCAGCCGAGGCUUUUCCGCAGGCUACCAGAAAGAUGUGUGUGGUGGCGUCCUGACGGGCCUGUCGGGGGUCCUCACCAGCCCCGAGCACCCCAACAACUACCCCAACAAUGUGGAGUGCCGCUGGGUGAUCCGAGCCUCUGGCCCCGCCACCGUCAAGCUGGUCUUCGUGGACUUCCAGGUGGAGGGCAGUGAGCAGUGCACCUACGACUACGUGGCUGUGCUUGGAGGGCCCGGCCCCGCCCAUGGGCACCACUACUGCGGCAGCUCCAGGCCCCCCACGCUCGUGUCGCUGGGCCACGAGCUGCAGGUGGUCUUCAAGUCUGACUUUAACAUCGGGGGCCGGGGCUUCAAGGCCUACUACUUCUCAGGAGAAUGCCAGGAGGUAUACACGGCGGUGCGGGGCAACUUCUCCAGCCCACAGUACCCCAGCUCCUACCCCAACCACAUCCGGUGCCACUGGACCAUCCGCCUGCCUCUUGGCUACCGGGUCAAAGUGUUCUUCCUGGACCUGGAACUGGAGGGGCCCAACAGCCUGACCAAGACCUGUGACUUUGACCAUCUGGCAGCCUUCGACGGGGCCAGCGAGGAGGCGCCCCUGCUGGGCAGUUGGUGUGGCCACCACCUGCCACCACCAGUCACCUCGAGCCACAACCAGCUCCUGCUUCUGCUGCACACAGACCGUAGCACCACCCGCAGGGGCUUCUCUGUGGCCUACAUUGGAGUGGUCCCCAUGAACGUGAGUUGCUCCCGCACGGACUUCCAGAUCCUGAUCUCCGCGCAGGCAGUGGCCCCUCUAGAAAGGACCAAAGUCUACCUGGGCAGCCGGAGCUGUGCUGCUCAGGAAGUCGGCAGCAACUUCCGGAUCCAGGCCCGCUUUGACACCUGUGGCACUGAGUCUCAGAGAAGAAAUAACACUUCAGUGAUCGUCAGCGUGCUGUACAUCGACUUCUCAGCCGGUGGGCAGGAGGAUAUCCACGAAUACGAGGUCCGCUGUGAGCCGAGGCGAAAGGAGGCCUCUGUCCACCUGCUCUCCGGCUCCCACUGGCUUGGGCCCUAUGCUGCCACGGCAGAGCACCUUCAGGAGGCACCACCCAGGGACGAGGCAGAGGCACUGGAGGGCCCCGUGGCCAUGGUGGCCCAGGACACCAGUGACAUCAUCUUCCUGGGCCUUUGCAUCCUGGCUGGAGUCCUCAUGGUCAUUGCCAUAGUGGUCCUGAUGCUGCUGUAAGCAGGGAGGGUAGGGAAGUGGCAUCUGGCAUUCCUGGGAGGCAGCUUGGGCACCCCACAACAGGGGCAGGACCAGGCGUUGCUGACUUUAUGAUGACCAUGGGCAAGUCACUAUCCCCCUCUGAGCCUCAGUUUCCUGGGGACCUUUACUCUGCCCUGCUUAUCUCACAGGGCUGGCGUGAGGCUCAGAGAAGAGGAUGGAUAAGAGCUGCGUAAACUAUAGCAUGCCAUGCAUGUGUGUGCAAUUGUUG
Delphinapterus leucas (beluga whale) is the source of this 2043-nucleotide messenger RNA. RefSeq names its product CUB domain containing protein 2 (gene CDCP2). The record is from RefSeq and is a predicted model, not a curated record. Lineage: Eukaryota; Metazoa; Chordata; Mammalia; Artiodactyla; Monodontidae.